AUGGCCGAACAGCGACACGGGCCGCUGUCUGUGAUCCAUGCGGGCCUCAUGCGCACCGGUACACUAUCAAUGAAGCGCGCCUACGAGAUGCUCGGCCUGCGCGCGCAUCACGGCUUCGAGAUGGACUCGUGGGAUGACUAUGCGGGGCUAGAGCUCGCGGCCGAGGCCACGUGGCCGAGCGUGCCUGGCGCGCGGAAGCCCGUGCCCCCACCCUUCACCAGCGCCGACUGGGAGCGGCUGUUCCCCAACUAUGACGUCGUCACCGACCUGGCCUCGCUUUUCGCCGAGGAGAUGAUCCGCACGUAUCCCGAGGCCAAGGUGGUGGUAGUGCAGCGGGAUUUUGACGCCUGGUGGGCCAGCUUCGCGAGCGCCGUCCUAUCAAAGGAUAUCCCGGGCAACUCACUCGCCUUGGCGCUGGUCCACGCCCUCUAUCGGGCAGCCGGGACGCGCGUGUUCGACGCCGUCUCAAAGAUGGUCAACGGCGCCUUUGGCACGCAGAUGUACCGCGAUAUCACCACCGAGAAGGCGAGAGCCUUCUAUGACGCAUACUACAGCCGCAUCCGCCAGAUGGUGCCCGCGGAGCGGAGGCUCGAAUAUAGUUUAAGCCAGGGCUGGUAG
Botrytis deweyae is the source of this 618-nucleotide messenger RNA. RefSeq lists its product as uncharacterized. Bases 1 to 618 code for a protein of 205 amino acids. Lineage: Eukaryota; Fungi; Ascomycota; Leotiomycetes; Helotiales; Sclerotiniaceae. The record is from RefSeq and is a predicted model, not a curated record. The transcript has a single exon.